AAAAGCAAAUAACAAAAAUAGAUAUCGAAAACAUCUGACCGCAUAUCGAUAUCUCAAGGUUGGCAAAAUUUCAUAGCAAUACUUAAAAUGUAUUCUAAUUUUAGUUAACGGAUUAGAGUGAGAACAUAAGUUGUUCGAAAAUGUCAGUGGUGUCCAAUCAAAUCAAUCAGUUUUAUGAAGGCUGCGGUCAGGAGGGACCGAUCCGGUGCAUUCUGUUGAGCGAAUUCCACGCAACGGCUGGCUCUAAAAUUAGUUGCCAAGUACCAGACAAUUACAUUUCGAAGGAAGUUUUCGAUUCCAUACGGUUCUUCAUCAUUCCCAAGCCGCAACUUCAACGUUGCACAUUGACGGUCAAUGCCCUCGGCCACAAAGUCAUCGGCUAUCCUGUGCGAAUCGAUCACCAGCGAUAUCCUCGAAAUGCUUUCUAUUUCAACCUUUGUUUCGUUUGCGACAGUUGGGCUCGAUCUGUCCAGUACGAAGCAGUGGUCAAGAAACUGUCCGAGUACCUUCUCAUGAUGGAAGAAGAAACGGCAUUUCUAUCUAAUCCGGAUAAUAAUGAUCGAAUUCAAAACUUACUCACCAACAUAUUGCGAGAUUUGAACGAAAAACAGGUGGCCACAAUUGUCGAAGGAGAGACUACAAUUUAUUUGAAGAUUGUUAAACUACGACCGGAUCCUCCACCUGUUCAGGACUACCAGGUCCCACUGAUAUGCAAAGGAUUUGAGAACAUUGCUCUCGAGUCUUGGGAUCUGACCACUCAGCAAGUGAUUCCGUUCAUAAAUGGUAUCAAGCACGUAGCUCGGAUAGCAGCCGAAGCAGAUGUCGAAAAUCAGUUGGUCAAAUCCUGCAUUCAGAAUCUGGUCUAUUAUGGAGUCGUUCAGCUGCUACCUCUCUUGAAAUAUAGCAAUGUUUAUAUGUGCACCCGAAAUCUUCAAAUCCUAAGCAAGGAUCGCAAGUUUGCCGAAGAUUGCCGACGUUACGUAGUGCUGGAAUCGGAAAAGGAACCAAUUCGGCUUCCAUCGCUUCACAAGAUUCUGCAGCUUUACUCGCAGAUGACCCACGGUGUUACGCUGAGGGCACUCUGCCAGCGGCUCUGUCCCCGGGACAACGAAAUCGACGAACGGAAAUUGGUUACAUUCGGGUUGCAACAUGGGUUGGUGCGAUGCAUCAACAAAUAUCCUAUCUUCACCGGGUCCUGUCCGAGCGCACGCCACAAACUGUACAAUGGACUCAACAGUUUGGAUGAGAUUUGUUGUAAAACUGGGCUGUGCCCUAGCCGCAUCGAGGAGGACAUCGAUGUGGAUUCAAAUGUUACCGUUAUUUGGAAGUGAAUGUUGAGGAAAAUGUUUGUGCUUGCUUUGGAAUAUUUGUUGCUUUUAAUAAAUUGAUUUAGG
This is a messenger RNA of Uranotaenia lowii, 1394 nucleotides long. RefSeq names its product GATOR complex protein NPRL2 (gene Nprl2). Lineage: Eukaryota; Metazoa; Arthropoda; Insecta; Diptera; Culicidae. The coding region runs from base 141 to 1331 and encodes 396 amino acids. Gene Ontology annotation, molecular function: GTPase activator activity. Gene Ontology annotation, biological process: cellular response to amino acid starvation; negative regulation of TORC1 signaling; positive regulation of autophagy. The transcript is spliced from 2 exons. Gene Ontology annotation, cellular component: GATOR1 complex; vacuolar membrane. The record is from RefSeq and is a predicted model, not a curated record.